AUGCCCCAGCAUCUCAAGUCACCACCGGCCAAUUUUUUCACAGGUACUCUCUUUCAGAUCAGCCGCUCGAUGCCGGGGCUGCAGCUAAUCAAUACCACGCAGACUGGAGCGCUCUUUGGCGCCAGCGUUCGUUUCCUUCAGAUGCACACUGUCGUAUCCGACUUCCUUGGCGAAUCGCCCCGUGCCAGCCCAAGACUCAAGCGCAUGACUCAUUCCUUGCAGGAACAGCUCCUUUUCUUUAUCAGUGCUCCUGGUGCCAGUAACAACAAGGGGGCACUAAUUCGUGGAAGCUACGAUAUUGAAAAAAGCAUCGUGCAAGGCGCAACCACCCCGGGCGACGUGAUCCUUUCUGAUGGCGCAAUGGGGUUUCCCCAGUCCGUGCGCCCACUGCAUGCCGAGUUUUUGAACGCAAAUGGCUUCGGCCUCCGAGUGGCCGCUCUGCGGGCGCGCAGCUUGGAAUGGUUCUCGCAUAUGAUUGAAGUCUACCUCGUGGUCACCAGCACUGACGCCAUGUUUAUCAUUCACCUGCAGCAAACCGUGCAGGACGAAGACGAUUCAGGGCUGGUCAUCUGGCAAUAUGUCGAUCAUCGCCAAUGGGCUUUUGAUAUUGCGACUGUGCACGUGAGCUUUGCGGUGUGGCCUCAGGCCUCAUCCUACCGAAGUGAAAUCUGGUCUCCGAUCGAGGAACUGGUCUCUCUCCUGAUACUAUGCGAUGUGGAUCAGACGACUUGUCAUGGCUACUCGUUUCAAAACGGCACUGCUCGAGCGAUCAAUGAGAUCUCUUCAUCCCAAAUCUACAGCUCAGUGCCGUACUCUGCCUCGGCGCAGAUUUAUAUCUUUCCCCUAUUGACAAACGGAAGUCUCGGCUGGAAUGCGACUACAACAAACAUUGACCCUGCGGAGGACCUGACGAUUGCAAUUUCUCAGAAUCAAACCAGGCACCACAUUGUCGGGACGCUGCCAGGCUUGAAUCAAAUUUUCAUUAUUGACACCCUGCGCUCUUCUGUGGCGUACAGAUCUAUUCGCGGUGCGACAUUCACGCGCGUGAUCAGCACGGGCUCUCAUGUUCUUGCGGAGGCACAAGGUCUGCAGGCCAACGAUUUUUCGGUUCUUGUAGUGGAUCUGUCAGUCGAUUCGUAUCCCGUCUGGCAGGUGCCCGGUUGUAACAUCUUGAGCGUGCGCAAUCAUGACACGAUUGCCUGCCAAUGUGGCCGCCGCAUUGUCGCUUUUGAUUUCAUAUCGCGCAAUUCCCCAGACGUUUGGUUGGCUGACGUCCCCACAGGCUGGAACUUCCACCUUCGCGGCCAUUACUCAAGCACUCAAACGGUGCUGGCAGUUAGCCAUUCACAGUAUAACAUCUCUCGGUUUCACUAUACACUGGCAGACAUGGGCAUUGCUGCUCUUCUGGGUGUGGAAUUGCAGCAGUUUGUCUUGGAUUGCUUGCACCCAUCACGCAACUUUCGCCUUCAGAACGUCUUUCCUGGACUUGCCGAAGUAGCCUUUGCCAUGCCGUGCCGUCUGAAUACGGCAUCUCUACGCGUUGUGACAUUUGGCGACGCCGUUUCAGCGAGUGUGUACAUGGCUUCAUCGCGGAACCACAAUGUCUUGAUUAGCAAGUACACGGGUGAUUUUACCUUGGUUAUUCCAGCCGUCGGCACACACCGCCUGGCUGUGAGCGUUGUCUUUGCGCUGCCUGAGAAGGUCCAAACAGUCGAUAUUUACGUGGAGAUAGUAGGCCUCCAAUGCGAUUGUGACCAGCCAGCAACAUUGAUGCAAAGCCUGCUUGUGGAUCGCACGCUAGUGGAUACAUCGCUCUCCUACUUGGCCAUUAGCGAUGUGGGGCGACCGAUCUGGACUCGCAGCUUGAUUACUGACACCUUUCAUUCCAUCAAGAACUGGCCCACUGCCUUGAAUUGCACCGCUGGCAAGUUGCAGAUAGCACCAAAUGGUGAAAGCCUAGCCCUGGCCGUUUGCAUGCAGGGUAAAUAUGCACUCAGCUGGUACUGGCUUCAGGUCGCGUCUAGCGUGUGGGAGGUCUUUUCAAGUGGACGGCUGCCCAGGUUCACCAUCCUUAGUCCUCGAUUUAUAUAUUCCACCAACCUCUCCUUUGUGCGGAUCCCUUCCGUGAAUGUUGAGAUGCAGACCUUGGUCACAAUGGACCUGGUGAUUGACGCAGGCAACUACGAGAACGGCACCAUCAAGUCCAUCAGUUGGUCAAGUCAUUCUCCGGGUACCAACACAAUGGAAGACCUGCUUCCCACGGCUUUGGGUGCAAACCUGAUGGGAAUAGUCGCAAGGGGGUCACAGACCAGGUUCACGCUGCGGUAUUCUCCCGCAUCCUCACUUUUGAUUGUGGUCGUUCAGCUGUACCACGGCUACUCGCCCGAGCAUGUACACGUUAUAACAACAGCAGACAAACCACAAAUUUGGCUGAUCUUCAUCACGCAGGUCGACCCUUUUGACAGUAGCGUGUCUUAUGCGACUCCCAGAGUCAUUGCCUAUGAGCUUGACAACGUUGACUUUAAAAAUCAGCAGUAUACCCUUUUGCCGCCGGGCUUGGACAUCCUGGCCAGCGCAAGCGCACCGACGGGCGUCUAUGUUCUUGCGCGCACGGCCGCGUGGUCCCACAGUCCUAAUUUGUACCGCAUUUCCAUGUCCAACUUUUCAUUUUCCUUGGUCGAGACCAUCGUGCUUCCCAGCGUUGAGCAAAUCUCCAUGCAAGUCCUCGCCACUUUUAUCCAGAUUCAAAGCGGGGCAUGGUUUACCUCGUUCGUUGUCGAUGACAAUGCUUUGUUGGACCAGUGCACGGGUGCAGCUCGCGAGGCGACCUUGCUGGUGGGGUCUCCAUUGGAGCUGCUGGUGUGUCAGCAAGAUUACGGGCAUGAAUUUCUCCUUCGCCUGCACAGCCUGACGCCGACCUCGCGGAUCGUGGUAGCCAGUCAACCCAGUGUCAACUCCUUCUUGACUGUCGCUCUCAUUUGUCGGCGUAACAACGUGACAACAGAACGCCACGAACUUACACUUGUUGAUACGCACCUUUCCAAUCUUCCACAAUGCAAAGAUACCACGGACGAGCAGGCGCUGUACCUUCGGGCGCCCAUGGUUGUAGGGCAAGUGGUCGUGCGCCAGAUUGAGCGCUGCAAUUAUCCACGCUCUGUUGUGCCUGGCGUGCUCGCGGCUUCUGCGGCUGGACCGCGCGAUCGCCUGGUGCGGACUGCUUCUGGCAUGCAGCUGGUUAGCCUUAACACAUCAGCGGUGGAGCUUGCUGCACAGGCCCUACCGGUCACAUGGAGUCCCACUGACAACGCCACGUGUUUUGUGCAUGCCCAUGGCUUCCUGGUCGAAGUUGUGGCAAACACCGAGGCAUCGAUAACGCUGCACAUUUAUGCGCUCUUCCCGGAACGGGUCUUUCUCAGCCGUGUUGUUGCUUCUAUACGUUGUGUGGCUUGCUUGGUGCGCUUAGACCCCCAAAUGCGCAUCUGGGUUGGCUGCCGUGCACGAGACAGCUUGAGCUAUGUACUUCAUGUUUUCGAAUAUCAAACCCUCUAUUCACGCCUGAGGUGGCUGAGGUUCAUCGACAACCGGGCAGCCAACGACUUUGAGGUGACGGGCAAUGCAACUCUCAUCAGUCGAGCCUGGAACACGUCCUACGACCCCACCAUGUGCUCGACUGCUGCGUGGCUCGCCAACGACUGGUACUCGGAUGUGCUGGAAUCGACCUCUUGUCUGGCAUGGCCGAUGGUGAUGCGGGGUAGUCGGGGUGGCAGCUGGUCCAUCGGGUAUAGUCAAAACAUCGAGCCUUAUUUCGUGGUCCGACAAGAGUUCACGUGGCCAUCACGCUGGCAGCCUGUUGUCAACACCACAAGGUUGCAAUAUCUCGCCGAAAGGGACGACAUCGUGGAUAUGGCCGUGGCUGGCGAAAAGCUGAUGACGUUGUUCAAGGUCAAUGCAACCGACACUUCAGGCGCGACCUGGUACGAUGGUCAGGCCAUGGUGCCAAUGUGCCAGCAAGAACUUCAGACCACCGGUGUCACAGCUUCGAGCCGAGCCUUAUACACCGAAAAGGUGGCCAGUGUGCUCCAUGGAAAUGGUGUCAUGGAAUUCUUGGACACGUCAACUGGAAAUACAGCAGGCCGCCAGCGACCGGCGCCAGCCAACUGUCAUGGCACGGUUGGUCCCGUGCGAUUGCAGAGCACCAAUGCGAGUGUCAAUAUCUGCGCGGGCACCUCGCUUGUUCUCGAAGCCAUAAGCCUCUGUGGCGAUGCCACCUUCAUUUUUUGGGGAACCAACACCCUUGAAGUAGAAGUGUGCCUCUCAACAAUGCCAGAUCGGUGUUCAACAUGGUACCUGACCGCUCAUGAUAAUUUUGUUCCCGUGACACUUCGUUCCUUGAGCGAUGUGACCCUGAUCCUGCGUGCUGGGGAUUGGAUGCACGAACAGGUCACAGUGCAGUCAUUGCUCGACUAUUCGGCAUGUGGCCGGACUGCUGCCUGCUCGCAGUGCAAUCCAGGUUCGCUUUCCCCGCUCUCGAUUCACUUUGAGUGCCAAAACCAUGAUCUGAGCUUGGCCGAUGAUUGUUUGGAGCAGCGCCUGAAUCGUGUGCAAAGCUCGGCCGUUUUCAAUUUCUUGGGCAGCACAACUGCUGUGGCCAUGACGGCGCACCGCUCGGCUCGCUGUAGCAACGACAACCUCGACGAAGCUUCUAAAACUGUCUGCCCACUAUUAACGCCCAAUUUCUUACGACCCGCACUUCUCCUACCUGAUGCCAACUGCACCAUUUUGAGCAAUGUGCUGCAGUUUAGCGGUACCAGCAUUGCGCUUCAGUACACACUGACAUUUGGGUUGGACAGUGGGUCGGGUACGUUGGAGGUUCAGGGCUACGGAAGCAUGAGGGUUGAUUGCAAUCUUGUUGCGUUGCGCGCCACGCGCUUGCAAAUGGCUCUGACACAAUAUUCCGAACUUGAGCAUCUAAUCAGUGUCAACACCACAGCCAUGCGACACCGCAGCUUGAUGACAGCCACUUCAGAGCCGUUUGGCGGCCUGGACGCCCAAGGUUGGGCAGGCAAUGUGGAUGACACGGCGCUGGUGCAGACCGUAUGGACCGCUGCUGAUGCAUGGUCGUUGGUGGCUCAAUUAAAUGCGCCCGCGGACAUGGACAUGGUGGUGCUCGAGUUGAGCUUGCACGGCGACAUUGCACAAGUAUUGAGCUCGCAGGCAACGCAAUUGCGGGUGACAGUGGACGGAGUGAAUGUCAGCUAUACGCUAGUGCUGUCUGAAAGUGGUGUGAACAUGCGAUGUGGUAUCGGUAAAUUGUCAAGGUGUGAGCUGGUGUCAACCUGGAUCAAUCUUAGCAGCUCCUUUUUCAAUAUUGGCUACGCCCUCACGUUCAGCGACAUGAACUCUGAUGUGCUUUACGCAACCGACCCGUUUGGGGUGUCACAAGCUUCUAGUGUUGGCCUGAUGGCCCGAAUUCUCUACUCGGAGCUGGACAACAAGUGGGCCAUUGGUGACUUUCAUGACCCCUUCAGUGCAUUUCCUUAUCCUCAGUUUCGUAACGGCUUGGCCAUCAUGACCCUUGCCUCCCGUUAUCUAGUCAUGGGCGAUGAUCCAUAUAUCAAUAAGUUGGUCUUGACCGUCUUUGAUGAGCAGAGUCAAACAUGGCCUUUCCAGAUUCAGAUAGCACAACCUCAAGUCUCAGUGGAGUAUCGAGCGCCGUAUGCGGUGGUUGAUGAAGCCGUGUUGGCAGUGCUACACACACACACUAGGCUGUGUGCAUAUCGAUUUCCCGAAGAUUUUGAAGUCAAUGCAACCCGUGAUGCGCAGUGUUUGCAGCUUACCAGCUGGGAGGCUGACUGGCUCAGGGUAUAUGGUGACCGCUCAAACAGCCGAGUGGGCUUGGUGGAUGAGCGUACCAACACCACUGUUUUGCUGACUUAUCACGGUCCUCAAAAUUACUCCGUGGCAGUGGUGCUAGCGCCUCGUUCACUGGCAGCCGGCGAGCUCAGGCUGCUUUUGCUGGAAGGGUAUAUUAUGGUGCGACUGGUUCAAAUAUCCACUCGAAAAACUGUCGUGAUGUUGAACGAGACGCAGAGGGUGGGAUACCUCACACGCGUUGCGCUCAGAGAGAAUGCUUUGGCAGUGCGCAUCAACGGUGGCAUCGAGAUUCUGAGCGGGCCGGCCCUCUUGUUGAGUAUCAGCGAAGAAGUGCUACAAGCUGUGCCGGAUGCAAAUUACAUUGUGGAGGUGACAUCUUACUAUGAUGCAGCUUUUAACGGCACUUUGACGGCAGCUCCACCAUCAACGACGACGACAACGACAACAACGACGACAACGACGACAACGACAACAGCAAGCACCACAGGGUUUGUUCCAAGCGGCACAACGUUGCCUCCAUUGGACCAGGCCUCAAGUCGAAGCAACCAGGGAUUUCUCGAUUCGCCCGCAUUUUUGGGAGUGUUGAUCCCGGUGAUCUUCGGGAUUGCGGGCAUGAUUGCUGUUGUGGUUUUGCGGGCCACUCGGACACAGCGGGUGGCCCACACCGGAGCGCAGAUGCCGAUGUCUUCUGCUCCAACAUUGGAGCUGGCGAUUCAGGACUUUCAGAAGCAACUGCAGCAAGCGGCAGCAGCGCACCAAGGGGACUCGGCUUUGCUCGAGCUGAUGCGAACACGAACGCAAGCCUCACUUGCCUCCACCCUCGAUCUUACCUUCCAGCGCGGUUUGGGAGCGGGCAACUUUGGCAGCGUGUACAAAGCUCUGCUCAAGGGUUAUCCAGUGCCAGUGGCUGUCAAGACGUUUGACAAAGUUGCCGGGGGUGAUCUCAAGGCACCGAUGCUUGAGGCAGCGAUGUUGCACGCACUCUCUGUGCAUCCCAGCAUCAUCAAUCUCAUUGCCAUCGUGCAUGAUAUGUCACCCAUCCAACUCGUGCUUGAGUUGGCACAGCAUGGCGAUUUGCGAAGUUGGCUACGGGCGCAGGUCGCAGUCAAUCCCUCCAAACGUCGGCAGGUUUUGACGCAAACGGCUGCGGGUGUUUGCUUUUUGCACGCUUGUGGUGUAUUGCACCGCGAUCUGGCUGCACGCAACGUCUUGGUGAUGGAAGACACGAUGACACAAGUGCAGGUCAAGCUAGCUGACUUUGGUUUGAGUCGUUACGUGGAUGAUGAGGCCAAUUACUAUCGCGCAUCGGCCGAGGAAGAUAUGCCGUUUCGAUGGAUGGCACCGGAAACGUUGCUGCAUCGUCGAUACUCACCUGCCAGCGAUGUAUGGAGCUUGGGCGUUUUGUUUUGGGAGACGAUGGAGGGUGGCGCAACGCCCUACCGCGGCGCAACAUUGCAGCAGAUCAUGGAACAGUUGACUAGCCAACAGCGUCUGGAGCUAAGUCCAGGUCACGAAAGUCUCUUUGAGUUGGACAUGACCAGACUUCUGCGGGACAUGUGGGCCGCACGCCCAGAGGCGCGGGUUAGCGCGCUGGAGGUAUUACAUUUGCUUGAUGGGGGAUCGACAACAAGUCACAGCAUGCCGGCAUUUGCUGAGAUUGAUCCAGACGCUUCGGUGUCCGCCUUGGCUACCAAUCCCGGAUUUGCCAUUGGUACUUCCUUGGAGGAUGAGACGGCUUUGUAGGCAGUGCUCAAGGGCUUGAUAGUUGGUUGAAUGUGAAAUCAUAAUGAAUGGGCAAGAAUAGAAUCCGUUGUUUUUUGACGCGAAAUGAAUUAACAUUCGAUGU
Monosiga brevicollis MX1 is the source of this 7720-nucleotide messenger RNA. RefSeq lists its product as uncharacterized. Gene Ontology annotation, molecular function: ATP binding; transmembrane receptor protein tyrosine kinase activity. Gene Ontology annotation, cellular component: signaling receptor complex. The record is from RefSeq and is a predicted model, not a curated record. Gene Ontology annotation, biological process: multicellular organism development; positive regulation of kinase activity; protein phosphorylation. Lineage: Eukaryota; Choanoflagellata; Craspedida; Salpingoecidae. The transcript has 18 exons. The coding region runs from base 1 to 7617 and encodes 2538 amino acids.